AUGACAAUAGGGGGGUGGCGAGGGUGGGGUGGGGGGAGGCUGGAGCCGCUGGGCCCCGCGCGGUCGCUGUCGCUGGCUCGGGUGUCGGAGCCUCGGCGGGCAGCCGGCGGCGGGAGUGGGCGAGCGGAACUGGCCUCCGGCCGGAUAGAACUCAACAAAAAUCCAGUGGAAGGCUUUUCAGCAGGUUUAAUAGAUGACAAUGAUCUCUACCGAUGGGAAGUCCUUAUUAUUGGUCCUCCAGAUACACUAUAUGAAGGUGGUGUUUUUAAGGCUCACCUCACUUUUCCAAAGGAUUAUCCCCUCAGGCCUCCUAAAAUGAAAUUCAUUACAGAAAUCUGGCACCCAAAUGUUGAUAAAAAUGGUGAUGUUUGCAUUUCUAUUCUUCAUGAGCCUGGGGAAGAUAAAUAUGGUUAUGAAAAGCCAGAGGAACGUUGGCUGCCUAUCCAUACUGUGGAAACCAUCAUAAGUGUCAUUUCUAUGCUGGCAGACCCUAAUGGAGACUCACCAGCUAAUGUUGAUGCCGCGAAAGAAUGGAGGGAAGACGGAAAUGGAGAAUUUAAAAGGAAAGUUGCCCGCUGUGUAAGAAAAAAGCCAAGAGACUGCUUUCGAGUGACAUUUAUUCAACAGCUAGUAACUUCAUUUACUUCAGGGGUCUCCAAUUGAGAAACAUGGCACUGUUUUUCCUGCACUCUACCCACCUAUUGCUGGACUUCUGUUGUAACAAGUUGGCAAACACUGGCUGGAACUGGGCACAAUAAAACAUGCCAGUUAUCAGUGCUGACAAGAGCCUGACAAGUGCCAACUUACAGAUGAUUACGCAUUUUGAAUUCUAAUGAACUGUUUUAACCUUCAGGAAGAAUUGUAAAGAUCUGUACAUAGCACAACAUGAUCCGGAUAAUAUAUAUGCUGUUCAUGUACAUCCACAAAUACACCUUGUACCAAAUAAUGCUUUCUUGUAGAAUAAGAAUCGUGUAAAUUCUAAAAGAUUUUAGCAGGUUUUCUUUCCCUAUUCAUUGUUUCUUAUCAGUUUUAAAAGACUCCUCAAAGCAUGUCAGAUGAAAAGCAAUUAGGAUUAAAAGUUUCCAUUUAAUUUCCUUUAAACCAUUGAGGCUUCAUUAAAUUCUUUUCACUUACUAAACUUUUGUAUAUUUUUGUUUUGGCACACUCCCCUUUGCUUUCAUCUCAUCUGUCUCAAUCAUUUAGUUCUAAUACUGAAAUACUUAAUAAGCAAUUACUUGAUUUCUAAUGAUGACUUCAAGGAGUGGUCAUCUCCAGGGGCUUUGUCCUUUUUGUAUUCUGGUUACACCCAUCUCUUGGAUUGGAUGUAGCAAUAAUCUCUUCUGGCUGUUGAGAGCUCUUGAACCCAGUCAUUACCCCCAGAAAACUUAAAGAAAGAAAAAAAAGAAGAAAGGAAAAAAAAAAAAAAAGCUGGUUCUGAAUCCAAUAUCCUGCAGUUUACCCCAAAGAGCGCAAGAUUUCAAUUUGGUUUUAUUUGCCCUUCAGUUGCCUAAUGUUAAGGUUGGAUAAAUAAAGCAUGCACAUCUUCCAGCUUUCUACUUCACUUCUGGGUCUGCCACCCUCCUCCUGUUCUCUGCCCUUCACAUUUCUUUGCCUAUAUUCUUCCAUUCUGCAGAUUGCCCUCACCUAUUGUACAAAGAAAUUGCGGUGUAUAUUUUCAUGUAAUUUGAUUUUGGAAUUCUGUCACCUUCUGUAGUGAGUUCUUCCAAAAUAUAAUUUUUUCCAAUAAAAAAAAAAAAACCAUGACA
Molecule: messenger RNA, 1766 nt
Organism: Oryctolagus cuniculus (rabbit)
Lineage: Eukaryota; Metazoa; Chordata; Mammalia; Lagomorpha; Leporidae
Source: RefSeq, a predicted model, not a curated record